AUGAUCCUCCUUUGCUGCAUAAUGACCUUCAGAACCUUGACUUAUACAAGCCUGUGAUGGGUGGAUCACGGGAUCAUUUGUCCGCAGACUUCCCUGCCUGUACGUCUGGACGCCAGACGCAAGGGUUGUCAGCAGCAGAUGAGUUCCCACACCUGGAUAUUAUCAAUGACCUGCUUGAUGAUGAGCACGGUGUCGGAAAGGCAUCCAUUGUAAGCUCAGGUUUUGAGCCCCUAAGCAAUGGGCCAAACCCCUUAAUUCGGCAGUUCUCAUUUCCCGGCGAAUUGAGUGUAGCUGAUAAUGUGGGAUCCUCUACUAGUUCUUGUAGGUUUGAGCGAACACGUAGUUAUCAUGAUGAACGAUACCAUAGGAGAUAUAGUGCUCCAGGAAGCCACUAUGAACCGGUUAGGGAAUUCGUUCCACAGACUAACCCUCUACCUUAUGUAAAUGGGCAGAUUGAUGGCUUGAUUCAAAACCAGUGGCAGAUGCAAGGUUCUGAUAUGUCUUUAGUUGUAAUGAGGAACGCAGAACAUGACGGUUACCCAUACUAUAACCCAGAGUAUUCAAAUUUGGCAUGUGGUGUGAACUACGGAAUGUUCCGGCCUUCAAAUGGGCACUAGAGGAAGGAAUGUCGGAGUUUGCCCAUAAAUUAACGGGU
This is a messenger RNA of Morus notabilis, 655 nucleotides long. Its product is annotated as TNF receptor-associated factor homolog 1a. The transcript has 2 exons. The coding region runs from base 57 to 617 and encodes 186 amino acids. The record is from RefSeq and is a predicted model, not a curated record. NCBI's taxonomy places the organism in Eukaryota, Viridiplantae, Streptophyta, Magnoliopsida, Rosales, Moraceae.